AUGCUGAGCAGGUUGAUGAGCGGCAGCAGCAGGAGCCUGGAGCGCGAGUAUAGCUGCACCGUGCGGCUGCUAGACGACAGCGAGUACACCUGCACCAUCCAGAGAGAUGCCAAAGGCCAGUACCUGUUUGACCUUCUUUGCCACCACCUAAACCUACUUGAAAAAGACUAUUUUGGGAUCCGCUUUGUGGACCCAGAUAAGCAGCGGCAUUGGUUGGAGUUUACAAAAUCUGUGGUGAAGCAAUUGAGAUCCCAGCCUCCAUUCACCAUGUGCUUCCGUGUGAAGUUUUACCCCGCAGACCCUGCUGCCCUGAAAGAAGAAAUAACCAGGUAUUUAGUCUUCCUACAGAUCAAAAGGGAUCUGUACCAUGGCCGCCUCCUCUGUAAAACAUCAGAUGCUGCUUUGUUAGCAGCUUAUAUCCUUCAAGCGGAGAUUGGAGAUUAUGAUCCAGGGAAACACCCUGAAGGCUACAGCUCCAAGUUCCAAUUUUUCCCUAAACAUUCAGAGAAGCUGGAAAGGAAAAUUGCUGAGAUUCACAAGACAGAACUCAGUGGUCAAACACCAGCAACAUCAGAGCUGAACUUCUUAAGAAAAGCACAGACAUUGGAGACAUAUGGAGUGGAUCCUCACCCGUGUAAGGACGUGUCAGGAAAUGCUGCAUUUCUGGCCUUCACUCCUUUUGGGUUUGUUGUUCUGCAAGGAAACAAGAGGGUCCACUUCAUUAAAUGGAAUGAGGUGACCAAACUGAAAUUUGAAGGAAAGACUUUCUAUUUAUAUGUAAGUCAGAAAGAGGAAAAGAAAAUUAUUCUCACAUAUUUUGCUCCAACUCCAGAAGCCUGCAAGCACCUCUGGAAAUGUGGAAUUGAGAACCAAGCCUUCUACAAGCUGGAGAAGUCAAGCCAAGUCCGCACAGUGUCCAGCAGCAAUUUAUUCUUUAAAGGGAGCCGGUUCCGAUACAGUGGCCGAGUCGCAAAGGAAGUAAUGGAGUCAAGUGCCAAGAUCAAACGAGAGCCACCAGAAAUACACAGAGCAGGGAUGGUUCCCAGCCGGAGCUGUCCCUCCAUAACCCAUGGCCCAAGGCUGAGCAGUGUCCCCAGGACCCGCAGAAGAGCUGUUCACAUCUCCAUCAUGGAAGGCCUAGAGUCCCUGCGGGAUAGUGCCCAUUCCACACCGGUGCGUUCCUCUUCCCACGGGGACAGCUUUCUGCCUCAUGUGAGAAGCAGCAGGGCAGACAACAACGAACGAGUAGCUGUGAUUGCAGAUGAGGCCUACAGCCCUGCAGACAGCGUGCUGCCCACCCCCGUGGCUGAGCACAGCCUGGAGUUGAUGCUGCUUUCCCGGCAGAUCAACGGAGCCACCUGCAGCAUUGAGGAGGAGAAGGAGUCUGAGGCCAGCACCCCAACUGCUGCUGAGGUGGAGGCCCUUAGGGGAGAGCUGAGGGCGCUGUGUCAGGGGCACGGCGGGCCAGAGGAGGAACAGGUGAAUAAAUUUGUUUUAAGUGUCCUCCGUUUGCUCCUUGUGACCAUGGGACUCCUCUUUGUUUUGCUCCUCCUCCUGAUCAUCCUUACCGAGUCUGACCUUGACAUUGCCUUUUUCCGCGAUAUCCGCCAGACCCCUGAGUUUGAACAGUUCCACUAUCAAUACUUUUGUCCCCUCAGGCGAUGGUUUGCCUGCAAAAUCCGCUCAGUGGUGAGCCUGCUCAUUGACACCUGA
Molecule: messenger RNA, 1713 nt
Organism: Cynocephalus volans (Philippine flying lemur)
Lineage: Eukaryota; Metazoa; Chordata; Mammalia; Dermoptera; Cynocephalidae
Gene: FRMD5
Product: FERM domain containing 5
Exons: 14
Coding region: 1-1713 (570 amino acids)
Cellular component (GO): cytoskeleton
Molecular function (GO): cytoskeletal protein binding
Source: RefSeq, a predicted model, not a curated record